UUUUAGAUCAGCGGCGUCUGUGAUAACACACGAGAAAACAGAUGCGAUAACCAACUGGGUCAAUGUGCAAUAUAAACAACUAGAAAACUGAUGUUCCUAACCUUCAACUUAAGAAACUGGCGGUGAGAAAAACCUCCCCCAAGAAAACCAAAUCGCGCUUCCUAGAGAGUAUGAUCGAGUCGACAGAAAUAGAAGAGAGGGCGAAGAGAGAGCUCGGCGAAACACCGGAAAUCAGAGAGAAUGGUUUGAGGGAAAUUAAGGAGUGGUUAAGGGAGCAGAAUCUGCAGCACGAUUGUUUGAGUGAAUUGGGACUGCUGAACUUUUUGCGCGGGUGCAAAUUCGCACAGGAGAGAACUCGCGACAAGCUGUUUCACUACCUCUCUUCCAAAUCGAGUAAAAGCGAUGUUUUGAUGAGCGAUAGAGACCCGUACAGUGACGAACUGAGGGAGGUCCUGUCGAAAGGAAUGUUGCUGUUUUUAUCUUCGGAGAACUAUGAGACGCUCCUAAUUCGAUGGGAAAAUUGCGACACGAAAAAGGUUUCCUUGGUAAAUGUGAUUAAAGUCGGUCUAAUGGCUUUCGAGGUGUUAAUUAACGAGAGUCCGACCGUUAUGAUUAGUGGUCAUACAAUCAUCAUUGACUGCACCAACCUUCCGUUUGGGUACAUAAGGCAGGUAUCUCCAAGCUUAGUAAAGGAGAUAUUUCGCAUAAUUUGGAAGGCAUACCCAAUCAGAAUUAGAGCAGUUCACAUCAUUAAUUGUAUCCCUUUUAUGGGCCUCAUAUUUAGCAUGUUCAAACCCUUUAUUCCAUUGAAAAUUGUGUCAAGGGUACGAUUUUAUAGCAGCAGUAACGCCAACCGUCUGUAUACGGACUUCCCGUUGUCCGAGUUACCAAGAGACUAUGGGGGUGAAGCCACUUCGAUAGAUUCAUUAACCGAGACAACUAAGAGGAUGGUAGAGGAACGUAGGCAUUGGUUUGUCAAUCAAGAAGAUAACACCAGUGAUAAAGAUGAUUACGUUAACCAGCUAAUUAUAAAUUGACGAAGUUGUGAUUUAGUGUACUUAUUUAUUUAACAAUAAUUGUAUUUGUAAGAUUAUGUAGAAAUAAACGUUAAGGAAAUUUCUGA
Photinus pyralis (common eastern firefly) is the source of this 1123-nucleotide messenger RNA. Its product is annotated as alpha-tocopherol transfer protein-like. The transcript has 5 exons. Gene Ontology annotation, cellular component: membrane. The record is from RefSeq and is a predicted model, not a curated record. Bases 171 to 1037 code for a protein of 288 amino acids. Gene Ontology annotation, molecular function: phosphatidylinositol bisphosphate binding. NCBI's taxonomy places the organism in Eukaryota, Metazoa, Arthropoda, Insecta, Coleoptera, Lampyridae.